CAAUAUCUCUAUCAAUUGAAUAUUAGUAUUAAAGGUUAAGGUUUAAAACUAAAAGUUUUUAGAUUCUGAGUUCAUUUGUGAACAACGAGUUAUUUAUAAUUUAUAUUAAGACACAGUUGUUUCAGUUUUGUAUUCAAUUUAAUUAUUGUAUUAAAAUGUGUGAUUUAAAAAAUCUGUUGAUUGCUUUAAUUGUGUCCAUAAUUGGCGUCAAUUGCUUCGACGACAACGAUAUCGAGUCGUGUAUGAAGAGUAAACACCAUAAGGGAAGGCCCGGCAAAGAAGAUAGUCUUCACGACCAGUGCAAGGGAUGGGAACAGUAUUCGUGCUGUACUAAGGAGUCGACCAUUGGAGCACAUAAUGAGAUCAAUCACUAUAACUUUAACUACAACCACUGUCCUGGACACAAAAUGAGCGACAAAUGCAGAGAGCAUUUCACUCAAGACUUGUGUUUCUUUGACUGCGACCCAUACCUGAAGCCGUGGAUUGUGAGAGUGAACCGCACUUUU
Messenger RNA from Oppiella nova, 506 nucleotides. The record is from the annotation of a GenBank genome assembly. NCBI's taxonomy places the organism in Eukaryota, Metazoa, Arthropoda, Arachnida, Sarcoptiformes, Oppiidae.